CGAUCGUGUAUCAAGAAAAGGUUUUUGAUCCUCUUUUUGCUUUUCUUGGGCAUAAAGCAGCCAUAGCCAUGCCUAGGAGAGUUGGAAAAGAAGUUGCACAACAAGUGGAAGUGGCUCCUGUGAGUCCAAGACAUUUUGAAGGUGAAAAUAGUCCGAAGCAUCUUCCACCUAUUUCUCCCUUAGCUGAUCGAUCAUAUGGCAAUCCCAUAUAUCGCAAUGAUGAUGAGGAGAAAGUUGAUUCUGUUGAGUCAAGCAAUAAAAUAUCUCAAGAACUUCAGCAGAUAAGAAAGCUACAAGAGGAAGCCAAUCAGAACAUGGAGCGUAGUCUACAAAGCUUUCUACAAACCCAACGAAAACAUUCAGAUCAUUUCACUCAAUGUUUGAGUGUUAUUGAAAGGGCCAUUCAUGACAGUUCUCGAGCUAUUCGAGAAGCAGUAGCAGAAAGUCGCAGAACCUUCACUGCAGCUUUUGAGAGAACCAUGGAACAUGUUCGACAGCAACAAAAUGUUCCAAGGCAACCCAUACCUCCAGCAAUGGAAUUGCCACAGCAAAAUCUUCCAGAUCCUUUGCCCGGGGGGCACGGGGGGCAUAUUAAUCAGCCACAGGUGGUGCAACAAAUGCCCAAUGCUCAAAAUAAUGCUCUUGGUGCUGGCCAGGUGCAUUUCAAUAGGCAGCAGCAGAACAAUCCUGCUGGUGGCAUCCUUGGACCACAAGAUCCUGUGGAAGCAGCAUUCCGUGCAGCUGAGCAGUUCAACGCCAAUCAGCAAAGAUAUGUACCCCUUGCACGGCGUCCAAAUGCUGUCCCACAGCCCAAUUUGCAGAAUAAUGUUUUUCAACCACUCGGGCUACAAGCAGCAGCUCAUCCCUUGGAUAGAAAUCAACUAAUUGAUCUAGUCCAUGAGACAUAUGGUCCAGCUCUGAGACCAUUGGUUCGUCCUUCCUAUCACAAGCCGUAUCCAGAUUACAUAGAUCAAGAUAAUCCAUUUCCUCGUGGAUUCAAAGUGCUUGAAUUUACUUUGUUUUCUGGGGACGCAAGCCAGUCAACCAUUGAACACAUUGGUAGGUUCACUAUUCAAUGUGGGGAGGCAUCGGGUGAUGAUUUUUUGAAGUUGAGACUCUUUCCAAGUUCUUUAACUGGUACCGCACUGACAUGGUAUCUAAGUUUGCCGCAAAAUUCUGUGUUCACCUGGAGACAAAUGGAAGAUUUGUUUCAUAUUCAAUUCUACCGCUCAAAGCCUGAGAUAUCCAUGGCUGAUCUUUCUAGACUAACUCAACGGCCAGGGGAAUCUUCUGAAAAUUAUCUUAUGCGGUUUAGAAAAGCCCGGAUGAAGUGUCAUGUUGCCUUACUAGAGCAAGAGUUCGUGAAGCUUGCUCAGAAUGGUUUAGACAUUGAACUUCGAAAGAAGUUUGAGGGGAUGGAAUUCAGAGACUUCUUUGAGCUCUCUUAUAAGGUGGCGCGUUAUGAGAACCUUUUAAGAAAGGAAUCCCAAAGAAAGGCAGCAUCGCAAGGAACUUAUUAUCAGGAUGCUUUUGACCUUGAUGUUGUCGAGGUCUUUGCAGACAAGCCAGUAACUUGUCCUAAUCUAGUGAAAGUCACUCAACAGGUUGAGGCGGCUACAAAGCGUCUCCCGUAUGAAUUUGGGAGACAAUACACAUUUGAUGUGACUAAAGCAAAUGAAAUCUUUGAUUAUUUGAAAAAGUCAGGACAUAUUAAGCUGCCGCAGGGGCAUAGGCUUCCAACGGUUGCUGAAAUUGCAUCCAAAGAUUACUGUAAGUUUCAUAACUCCUGGAAACACUCUACUAAUGACUGUGUUAUUUUUCGGAAUGUGUUGCAAGACAAGAUUGACAAAGGGCUGCUUUGUUUCCCUGAGAAACCCAAAGAAGCCAUGGGGGUUGAUGAGAAUCCUUUUCCGAACGUUGAUGUUGGAGUUAAUGUUGCUGACAUAAGGAGCAUCUCUCGAAAGACAUAUAAAGGGCGAACUUUGGCUGCAAAUGACCUUCGCUGGGAGGCUCGACAUACAGAUCGCUCUUGUAUGGUUAAGCCUCCACAGCGACCUCCAAGUAAAAGGUGGGAGAAGGUCGUGCAUCCUAAGUUUCCAAAAGAACCUGUGAGAAAUCCUAGAACUUUGAGAAGAAGGUUGCAGCGAAAGCGAGCAAAGGCACGUCGUCGUCAACAAUUAGCUACUGAGGAAGUUAAGGUUCCACAAUGUUCUCCCGCAAAGGGAAAGAUGGUGUGGAAGAGAAAAGAGAAUCAAGAGCUUGCUGUCCAAAAUGAAUCUCAGCUGAAAGUGCCACCUCCUAAGCUCACCUCACUGAUCAUCGGCAGCAUCUCUAUUAAUCUCUCUUGUCUGGUUCUCACGCUUCCUUUGGUUUUUCAAGCCAAGGGCAGCGAGACUACCCAUGUUUCCAAUGGCAGCAUGCUUGUUGAGGAAGAAGUGAUAGAGGUUCCAGCCCAAGAAGAGGAAGAGGAACAUGAUAUUCUUUCAGAACAAAUUAUCUUUAACAAAUCAGAUGAAAAUGUGGCUCGUCAUAUAAAGCCACUCUACAUUUCAGCUCACAUGGAUGGAGUUCCAGUGAAUCGAGUCCUUGUUGACAAUGGAGCAGCAGUCAACGUCAUACCUUCUUCUAUGCUGAGGAAUUUGGGUAAAAAUUCUGAGGACUUGGUUUAUACUGACGUAACCAUCAGUGAUUUCACAGGUGGUGUUAGCAAAUCAAAAGGAGUGCUACUGGUUGCACUUACUGUCGGCAGCAAGAUGUCAAUGAGUGCUUUCUUUGUUGUAGACUCUUCUGCAACUUAUAAUGCAUUACUGGGACGUGAUUGGAUCCAUUCGAGUUGGUGUGUUCCAUCUUCUCUCCAUCAAAGACUCAUUUUUUGGAAUGGAGGCAAAACUGAGGUGGUCUAUGCUGACAACAGACCAUUCUUAGCCAAUUCCAAUAUGGUGGAAGCAUGGUACUAUGAUGAAGACGUAGGAACCAUCCGUUUCUUUGGCAUGGAUAGACAAGGAAGACCUCGUGGAAUCACUGCUUGCAACAAGCCUACCUUGGCUAAGUAUGUGGUUGACGAGGUGGUACAUGAAGGUGAAAAGGAUACCCAUACCGACGGAAUCACAAUGGAGGAGUUAGAUUUGGCCCCUGCAAAGCUGGAUGACCUCAGGGCUGAUGUACAAGAUCCAUUGAAGGAAGUUAAUCUGGGAACGGAGGCAGAGCCACGCAUUACUUUUGUUAGUGGCUUGCUGCCGCCAGAGAUGCGAGAUCAAAUAAUCUGUUUACUACAUGAAUUCAAAGACUGCUUUGCCUGUGAUUAUUCUGAGAUGCCAGUAGUGAAGAAGAAUGGAAAGCUCAGAGUCUGCAUUGAUUUUCGGAACUUAAAUCUAGCCACACCAAAGGAUGAAUACCCCAUGCCAGUAACAGAUUUACUUGUUGAUGGGGUUGCGCGCCAUCGCAUUUUAUCUUUUAUGGAUAGGCAUAGUGGCUAUAAUCAGAUCUUUAUUGCAGAGGAAGACAUAAGUAAAACGGCGUUUCGUUGCCCUGGAAAUAUAGAACAUUUGGAGCACUUGAGGAAAGCUUUUGAAAGAAUGCGACAGCAUGGUUUGAAGAUGAAUCCUCUCAAGUGUGCUUUUGGUGUUACAGCAGGGAAUUUUUUGGGUUUUCUAGUUCAUGAACGAGGCCUAGAGGUGGACAAAAACAAAGCAAGGGCCGUAAUUGAAGCACGGCCACCACAAAAUAAAAAGGAAUUACAAAGGUUUCUUGGUCAAGUUAAUUUCCUAAGGAGGUUUAUCUCUAAUUUGACGGGCAAAACUCGUGUCUUUUCACCUCUUUUGAAGUUGCAACCAGAUGCAUAUUUUAAAUGGGAGAGGCAGCACCAAGCCGCCCUUGAUGCCAUCAAGGAAUACUUGUCUAAGCUACCUGUGUUGGUUCCUCCAGUUAAGAAUAAACCUUUAUUGCUGUAUAUAUCCGCCGCAGAUGAGUCAAUUGGCUGUCUGCUGGCGCAAGAGAAUAGUAAUAAACAAGAACAAGCUGUUUAUUAUUUGAGUAGAGCUUUGAAUCCGACCGAAGUGAAAUAUUCUUCGGUUGAGAAAUUGUGUUUGGCUUUGUUUUUUGCAGCAAUAAAAUUGAGGCACUAUUUAUUAUAUUCGGAGGUGUUUGUUGUUUCAAAAACUGAUGUCAUAAAAUACAUGCUGUCGCGGCCACUCUUAAGAGGCCGCAUUGGUAAGUGGAUUCUUGCACUUACUGAAUUUAAUCUGAGAUAUUUGCCUCAAAAGGCCGUCACAGGACAGGCUUUAGCAGACUUUUUAGCAUAUCAUCCUUGUUUAGAUGUUAAUGCUGAUGAAGACAAGGGAAUCAAUCUCUUUUCGAUUGACUUGGUUCCUUGGAGGCUUAUUUUUGAUGGGUCUAGCACUGAUCAAGCCUCUGAGGCUGGAAUUAAGUUGAAGGUGCCAUCGGUUGAAAUUGUGGGUGAUUCUCAAUUAGUUCUCAAGCAGUUGAGUAGCGAGUACAAGUGUACAAGCGUGGCUUUGUCUCCAUAUUUUGCCACUGCCAUCCAACUACUGGAGGAAUUUGAUGAUGUCUCCCUGAAGCAUAUUCCUCGCAACAUGAAUAUUGAAGCAAAUGAACUUGCACAGAUUGCUUCACGUGUAAAAAUGCCUGAAGGCAUCUUGGAGAAAGUCAUUGUCAUUGAAAAACGGGGCAGGAUGAAUUAUUGUUGCGCUACUCAUCAGGCAGGGAUUAAGAUGAGAUGGCUAAUUCGAAGGCAUGCUUCUGAGUUACAUCCUAUUGUCAAGCCAUGGCCUUUUCGUGGCUGGGCAAUUGAUUUGAUUGGGAAAAUUUAUCCACCUUCUUCUAAAGGUCAUUCUUUCAUAAUAGUUGCUACAGACUACUUUACUAAGUGGGUGGAGGCAAGGCCUAUGAAGAAGGUUGAUCAAGGAGAUGUCAUCAAGUUCAUAAAAGAGGAUCUGAUCCACAGGUUUGGUCUUCCAGAGACUAUCACUUCUAAUCAAGGUACUGCUUUGGUUGGAUCUCAAGUAGAGGCCUUUGCAAAAGACAUGGGAUUUCAUUUGCUUAAUUCAACUCCGCAUUAUGCACAAGCAAAUGGUCAAGCAGAGGCAUCUAAUAAGAUUAUCAUCAACAUCCUGGAGAAAAUGGUUGAUGAUAAUCCCAAGAGAUGGCAUGAGCUUCUUUCAGAUACUCUCUGGGCAUACAGAACCUCACAACGGAGUUCAACUAAGGUGACUCCAUUCUCACUUACUUAUGGUCAUGAUGUUGUCUUGCCUAUGGAAUUAACGGCAAGGUCUCUGCAGAUUGCAAUUCAAAAUGGCUUGAAUUCUGGGGAAUACAAUGAGGCCAUGAUCAUGGAGUUGGAAGACCUUAAGGAAGCAAGGCUGACAGCAUUGGAUGUGAUGAAGGCCCAGAAGCUUAAAGUGGCACGAGCUUACAAUAAAAGGGUCAAGCAAAAGAAUUUAGCUAAAGGAAGGUUGGUUUGGAAAGCUGUGCUGCCGCUUGGCAAAAAGGAUCCCAGAUAUGAAGUUGCAGUUGGCCACGUUUCCGAUUCCAAAACAGAGAAGAAAUGUAAACAGCAAAAGGAGACAAAGGCACAAAGGCACAAAGAAGUUGAGUACUGUCACUAAGGUCCUAAAUUUUUGACACCUACUCUCGUAAGGCCAAAAAUUGGGGGGCAAUGUUUACACCUAAUUUAACAACAAAUGGAGUGCUGCUACGUGUCACCCAUGAUGGUAGAUAUUUUUCCACAACAGUAGCAAAACCGUUCUCUUGUUGCGAGCUUCCAGGACGAUAAUGGUAGCACCAACAAAUUAAUCAAUUUGUUGCAGAUAUUAUGCUGCCGUUGGUCUUUCAGGAUGCUGCCGCAGAUCUCCACCAUGCUGCCAAGGUGCUAUAAAUACCUAGUGAUAAGAUCAAGCAAGGGAUCGACAUCUCACACAACAGACUCAGCACAACUUCUCUUUAUACUCAGAUUCAUCUUAGUUUCAAGCCCUUUAAUUUAAUUUUAGCUUUACGCUUCAACCUAGAUUAGUUUAGCAAUUCGGUUCUUCUUUUGUCGAAUUUGUAAUGGUGAGUUUCGCUGCCUUCAGUAAUAUUUCUUUAUAAUCGGAUUGCUUCCUUUCCUUUAUAUUUGUUUUCCAGAUUUCCUUUAAUUUAAUC
Messenger RNA from Rubroshorea leprosula, 6156 nucleotides. NCBI's taxonomy places the organism in Eukaryota, Viridiplantae, Streptophyta, Magnoliopsida, Malvales, Dipterocarpaceae. The record is from the annotation of a GenBank genome assembly.